CGUGUCACGUAUAAAAGCGGAAGGCGGACCAGGGGGUUGCGCACUCACAGGCACAUUCAAGGGAACAUAAGUCGUCGAGGUAACCCAGCAGCCCCCAAGAAACAGCAACCAUGCCAGAGCUCUGUGUUGGAAUCAAUGGCUUUGGCCGUAUUGGCCGCCUUGUGUUGAGGGCCUGCCUUCAGAAAGAAGGCAUCAAGGUUGUGGCCAUCAAUGACCCCUUCAUUGACCUGCAGUACAUGGUCUACAUGUUCAAGUAUGACUCCACCCAUGGCCGUUACAAAGGUGAGGUCUCCGAGGAGAACGGCCAGCUCAUCGUGGAUGGCCAGUCAAUCUCUGUCUUCCAGUAUAUGAAGCCAGCUGAGAUCCCUUGGGGCAAGGCUGGUGCCAAGUAUGUUGUGGAGUCCACCGGAGUCUUCCUCAAUUUGGAGAAGGCUUCUGCUCACAUAAGUGGUGGGGCUGAACGUGUGGUAGUGUCAGCACCCUCACCUGAUGCUCCCAUGUUUGUCAUGGGUGUCAAUGAGGACAAAUAUGAUCCCUCCUCCAUGACUAUCGUCAGCAAUGCCUCCUGCACCACCAACUGCCUGGCCCCACUGGCCAAAGUCAUCCAUGAUAACUUUGGCAUUGAAGAGGCCCUCAUGACUACAGUUCAUGCUUACACAGCCACCCAGAAGACAGUGGAUGGUCCCAGUGCCAAGGCCUGGCGUGAUGGUCGUGGGGGUCACCAGAACAUCAUUCCGGCCUCCACUGGUGCUGCCAAGGCGGUGGGCAAAGUCAUUCCCGAGCUUAACGGUAAGCUGACAGGCAUGGCGUUCAGGGUGCCUGUGGCUGAUGUGUCUGUGGUGGACCUGACAUGUCGCCUUUCCAAGGCUGCAUCUUAUGCUCAGAUCAAGGAAGCUGUCAAGAAGGCCGCUCGUGGGCCCUUGAAGGGAGUGCUUGGUUACACUGAGGAUCAGGUGGUGUCCUCUGACUUCAUUGGUGACACCCACUCCUCCAUCUUUGAUGCUGGUGCUGGCAUCUCCCUCAAUGACAACUUUGUGAAGCUCAUAUCCUGGUAUGAUAACGAGUUUGGCUACAGCCACCGUGUUGCUGACCUGCUGUUGUACAUGCACAGCAAGGAGUAGACACUUCCUGUGCUGAAAGCACAUCCAGAAAGGGACCACACCAACCAUGCUCGUCUCCCCACCUUUCUCUUUUACGCACAGGCUCCACCAUAAACGUGUCAUAGAAUCACAGUCCCUUAGCUCUUUUUCUGGACAAGUAAAAAGCAGCAACCAUGUGUUCAGUGUUCUGAUUUACUCUUGUCUUUUCCUUUAAUGAUGAGAUGAUCGGCUGGUGAUAGUAUUUGUGUCUGUGUGCCCCUGCUCUUUUCACCUCCCACUGCCCCUGUAGAUGUGUUGUUAUGGCUCAGUACUGUCGUUAACUGCUGGAUCCAUCUUCAUGUUGGUGUGUUUUAAAGGCUUAUUUACCAGUGGAAGGAGGAAGAGCAGAGUGACUAACUCCUCUAAAGGGUAACGAAACAAAAAACAAUAAAACUUGAAACUUCAA
Molecule: messenger RNA, 1545 nt
Organism: Phycodurus eques (leafy seadragon)
Lineage: Eukaryota; Metazoa; Chordata; Actinopteri; Syngnathiformes; Syngnathidae
Gene: gapdhs
Product: glyceraldehyde-3-phosphate dehydrogenase, spermatogenic
Exons: 11
Coding region: 111-1121 (336 amino acids)
Biological process (GO): glucose metabolic process
Molecular function (GO): NAD binding; NADP binding; oxidoreductase activity, acting on the aldehyde or oxo group of donors, NAD or NADP as acceptor
Source: RefSeq, a predicted model, not a curated record